Messenger RNA from Colletotrichum costaricense, 261 nucleotides. RefSeq lists its product as uncharacterized. The transcript has a single exon. The coding region runs from base 1 to 261 and encodes 86 amino acids. NCBI's taxonomy places the organism in Eukaryota, Fungi, Ascomycota, Sordariomycetes, Glomerellales, Glomerellaceae. The record is from RefSeq and is a predicted model, not a curated record.
AUGCUACUCAACCCCAAAAGAAGCUGUCUGCGUUUGCUGUUCUUUCCGUACGCAUUUCGUUACGAACCGCACCUACAAUUAAUGGUAUGCAGGAUGGUGGCACAUUCACCGCGUGAGUGCAGCUUUGGCAGGGGGUCGUUGCCUUGCCAGGCUGGCCCGGUCCCAGGGCCCAAAGCUAAGGUACUCCGCAGUGCCAACAAUAGAAGUCUCCUCGAGUCUUGCUUGCGAAGAAAUGGGCACCUUACGUCAAACCUGCUGUGA